GCAGGGAAAUGGCAGAGCCGCGCAGCGCCGUGGCUGAGGACAGCUGCUGGAAACGAUACGUUGAAAGUGAGCUUGAAACUGCAAGAAGAUGGUCUCACAAAUGGGGAUUUUUGAAAACAGCUCUUGAGGAGUUGAUCGAAGAUGAAAAGAAAGAAAAAACAAAGCCCAAGAUACAGCUUCCAGAGCACCUGCGGAUUCGACCUGUGACACCUGUGGAAAAAUAUAUUAAGGUUAGAAAUUAG
Messenger RNA from Meleagris gallopavo (turkey), 242 nucleotides. The record is from RefSeq and is a predicted model, not a curated record. Lineage: Eukaryota; Metazoa; Chordata; Aves; Galliformes; Phasianidae.